This is a messenger RNA of Procambarus clarkii (red swamp crayfish), 2001 nucleotides long. Lineage: Eukaryota; Metazoa; Arthropoda; Malacostraca; Decapoda; Cambaridae. The record is from RefSeq and is a predicted model, not a curated record.
AUGGGUGAUGACAGUGUCAGUGUAGGUGAGAUGGGUGAUGACAGUGUCAGUGUAGGUGAGAUGGGUGAUGACCGUGUCAGUGUAGGUGAGAUGGGAGAUGACCGUGUCAGUGUAGGUGAGAUGGGAGAUGACCGUGUCAGUGUAGGUGAGAUGGGUGAUGACCGUGUCAGUGUAGGUGAGAUGGGAGAUGACCGUGUCAGUGUAGGUGAGAUGGGAGAUGACCGUGUCAGUGUAGGUGAGAUGGGAGAUGACCGUGUCAGUGUAGGUGAGAUGGGUGAUGACCGUGUCAGUGUAGGUGAGAUGGGAGAUGACCGUGUCAGUGUAGGUGAGAUGGGAGAUGACCGUGUCAGUGUAGGUGAGAUGGGAGAUGACCGUGUCAGUGUAGGUGAGAUGGGAGAUGACCGUGUCAGUGUAGGUGAGAUGGGAGAUGACCGUGUCAGUGUAGGUGAGAUGGGUGAUGACCGUGUCAGUGUAGGUGAGAUGGGAGAUGACCGUGUCAGUGUAGGUGAGAUGGGUGAUGACCGUGUCAGUGUAGGUGAGAUGGGAGAUGACCGUGUCAGUGUAGGUGAGAUGGGUGAUGACCGUGUCAGUGUAGGUGAGAUGGGAGAUGACCGUGUCAGUGUAGGUGAGAUGGGAGAUGACCGUGUCAGUGUAGGUGAGAUGGGUGAUGACCGUGUCAGUGUAGGUGAGAUGGGAGAUGACCGUGUCAGUGUAGGUGAGAUGGGAGAUGACCGUGUCAGUGUAGGUGAGAUGGGUGAUGACCGUGUCAGUGUAGGUGAGAUGGGAGAUGACCGUGUCAGUGUAGGUGAGAUGGGUGAUGACCGUGUCAGUGUAGGUGAGAUGGGAGAUGACCGUGUCAGUGUAGGUGAGAUGGGAGAUGACCGUGUCAGUGUAGGUGAGAUGGGUGAUGACCGUGUCAGUGUAGGUGAGAUGGGAGAUGACCGUGUCAGUGUAGGUGAGAUGGGUGAUGACCGUGUCAGUGUAGGUGAGAUGGGAGAUGACCGUGUCAGUGUAGGUGAGAUGGGUGAUGACCGUGUCAGUGUAGGUGAGAUGGGAGAUGACCGUGUCAGUGUAGGUGAGAUGGGAGAUGACCGUGUCAGUGUAGGUGAGAUGGGUGAUGACCGUGUCAGUGUAGGUGAGAUGGGAGAUGACCGUGUCAGUGUAGGUGAGAUGGGAGAUGACCGUGUCAGUGUAGGUGAGAUGGGAGAUGACCGUGUCAGUGUAGGUGAGAUGGGAGAUGACCGUGUCAGUGUAGGUGAGAUGGGUGAUGACCGUGUCAGUGUAGGUGAGAUGGGUGAUGACCGUGUCAGUGUAGGUGAGAUGGGUGAUGAUCAGGUCAGUGUAGGUGAGGUGGGUGAUGAUCAGGUCAGUGUAGGUGAGAUGGGAGAUGACCGUGUCAGUGUAGGUGAGAUGGGUGAUGAUCAGGUCAGUGUAGGUGAGGUGGGUGAUGAUCAGGUCAGUGUAGGUGAGAUGGGAGAUGACCGUGUCAGUGUAGGUGAGAUGGGUGAUGAUCAGGUCAGUGUAGGUGAGGUGGGUGAUGAUCAGGUCAGUGUUGGUGAGGUGGGUGAUGACCGUGUCAGUGUAGGUGAGAUGGGAGAUGACCGUGUCAGUGUAGGUGAGAUGGGUGAUGACCGUGUCAGUGUAGGUGAGGUGGGUGAUGAUCAGGUCAGUGUUGGUGAGGUGGGUGAUGACCGUGUCAGUGUAGGUGAGGUGGGUGAUGAUCAGGUCAGUGUUGGUGAGGUGGGUGAUGACCGUGUCAGUGUAGGUGAGGUGGGUGAUGAUCAGGUCAGUGUUGGUGAGGUGGGUGAUGACCGUGUCAGUGUAGGUGAGGUGGGUGAUGAUCAGGUCAGUGUUGGUGAGGUGGGUGAUGACCGUGUCAGUGUAGGUGAGGUGGGUGAUGAUCAGGUCAGUGUUGGUGAGGUGGGUGAUGAUCAGGUCAGUGUAGGUGAGGUGGGAGAUGACCGUGUCAGUGUAGGUGAGGUGGGUGAUGAUCAGAGGUAA